Aspergillus alliaceus is the source of this 1991-nucleotide messenger RNA. Its product is annotated as serine hydroxymethyltransferase. Lineage: Eukaryota; Fungi; Ascomycota; Eurotiomycetes; Eurotiales; Aspergillaceae. The coding region runs from base 112 to 1713 and encodes 533 amino acids. The record is from RefSeq and is a predicted model, not a curated record. Gene Ontology annotation, biological process: tetrahydrofolate interconversion; L-serine catabolic process; folic acid metabolic process. Gene Ontology annotation, cellular component: cytoplasm. Gene Ontology annotation, molecular function: glycine hydroxymethyltransferase activity; cobalt ion binding; zinc ion binding. The transcript is spliced from 5 exons.
AUUCCUCCAUUACGUCUCAUUAAAUUCCCAUCUAUUUCCCCCCUCCCUUUCCUUGUGCUUUACUGUAGAUUCGCCUUGUCUGUUGUAAGGAAAUACGGCAGGAGAGUCAAAAUGCUGAGCCGUUGUGGUCCUCAGGCUUUGCGGUUUGUCCCGCGUACGGGGAGCUCUUCCAGAGCUAUCACUAUCUCUACUCAACUCCGACCAGCUGCUUCCUUGUGCGCUUCCAGCUCAGUUUUCCAAAACCGGAAUGUCUCGUCUUCCAGUCGCGAUGGGCAACAGCAUCUGCUCUCCGCACACUUUGAGGAGGAGGACCCCACAAUCUACAAUAUCCUUCAGAAGGAGAAAAAACGUCAGAAGCAUUUUAUCAAUUUGAUACCGUCAGAGAACUUCACUUCGCAAGCGGUCCUUGAUGCCCUCGGCAGUGUGAUGCAAAACAAGUACUCCGAGGGUUACCCCGGCGCCAGAUAUUACGGAGGAAAUGAAUAUAUCGACCAGUCGGAGAAAUUAUGCCAGCAGCGUGCUUUGGAGACUUUCCGACUCAACCCAGAGGAGUGGGGUGUGAAUGUUCAACCUCUUUCCGGCUCCCCCGCGAACUUAUAUGCCAUCUCCGCCCUUCUCAACACCCAUGACCGUCUGAUGGGCCUGGACUUGCCUCAUGGUGGUCACCUAUCCCACGGUUACCAAACUCCCACCAAGAAGAUCUCAUUCAUCUCGAAAUACUUUGAAACCCUUCCUUACCGCCUUGAUGAAUCAACUGGUCUCAUUGACUAUGACGCUCUCGAGAAGCAGGCCAUGCUCUACCGCCCUAAACUCAUUAUCGCCGGCACCUCGGCCUAUAGCCGCUUGAUCGACUACCCUCGCAUGCGCCAGAUCGCAGACGCAGCCGGUGCAUACCUUCUCAGCGACAUGGCUCACAUCUCUGGUCUGGUUGCUGCGGGUGUGCUUCCCUCACCAUUCAGCCACUCUGAUGUGGUGACAACCACUACUCACAAGUCUCUGCGUGGUCCCCGUGGUGCCAUGAUCUUCUACCGCAAGGGGGUCCGCCGGACGGACAAGAAGGGCAAUCCGGAGAUGUAUGACCUGGAGAACCCUAUCAAUGCUUCCGUCUUCCCGGGCCAUCAGGGUGGCCCUCAUAAUCACACCAUUACCGCUCUUGCGGUUGCGCUGAAGCAGGCUCAAUCGACUGAGUUCAAAACUUACCAGGAGACUGUCCUGGCCAAUGCCGUAGCAUUGGCUGAUCGACUUGGUAGCCCUCUCAGCAACGGAGGUCUAGGAUACAACAUUGUGUCGGGCGGAACGGAUAAUCACCUGGUUCUUGUAGAUCUGAAGAACCGGGGGGUGGAUGGCGCCCGUGUUGAGCGUGUUCUGGAGCUCUGUGGUGUUGCUAGUAACAAGAACACCGUUCCAGGAGACAAGUCGGCUCUGAAGCCCGGUGGCCUCCGCUUGGGUACACCCGCCAUGACCACUCGUGGCUUCCAGCCCGAGGACUUCCGCCGCGUGGCUGACAUUGUUGAUCGGGCUGUUGUCAUCACUCAGAAGCUGGACAAGGCUGCCAAGGAGAGCGCUGCAGUUAAGGGCGCCAAGAACCCUAACACCGUCAAAGCUUUUCUAGAGUACGUUGGUGAGGGAGAGGAAAUUUCGGAAAUUGUGCUUCUGAGACAGGAGGUUGAGGACUGGGUGGGAACAUUCAGUCUUCCAUGGAAGGAUGAGUAAAUCGGCUUCUUUAUGAAGAACUAUGAAGUAAGGGAUUGACUGGGAUUCAAUAAAUAUUACGGGAGUUACAUGAGCAUUAACGGUUCCUUUUAUUCCUUUCUCUUCCUUUUAUGUGGUCUGAUGUCUGUAUGUAUCAUGUACAAAUGUUUAUCCAUUACAAGUCUACCGCAAAAUAGGGUAAAAGUGCUCCCCAGGCUUGGCGGCCGUUAUUUACUCUGGAGUAAUGGAUCUCCCCACCUGGUAAUAACAGUACACUUGUUGGGGUUGGGGAGGGGUUG